ACGUUGUUUCUGUUGGUCAAACUCCUAGAACUCGGCAGGAUAGACUUGGAAUAGGGACAAGGAGCGGAAGUGGAAAAGGGAGGAGCGUGCACCCCUCCCGGCCUUGGCGCUCACCGCGCCCCCUACCCUCCCGGGAUCGGGAGGGGACGCGCGGGGCCGACGCGCCCAGACGGCCUCGAUGGCGCGGGUAGCCAGUGUUAGUCCCUUGGCGUCCGGCGCCCACCCGGCCGCGGCCGUCCUCCUGUGGCUCUUUCUCAGCACCUGGUGCACAGCCCCUGCCAGUGGCAUCCAGGUGACAGUGUCUGACCCCUACCAUGUAGUGAUACUGUUCCAGCCUGUGACCCUGCCCUGCUCCUACCAGAUGACCACGACCCUCACGGCGCCUAUCGUAAUCUGGAAGUACAAGUCCUUCUGCAGGGACCGCAUUGCUGACGCCUUCUCUCCAGCCAGCGUAGACAACCAGAUCAAUGCCCAGCUGGCAGCAGGCAAUCCCGGCUACAACCCCUACGUGGAGUGCCAGGACAGUGUGCGCACAGUCAGGGUUGUGGCCACCAAGCAGGGCAACGCCGUGACCCUGGGAGACUACUACCAGGGCCGGAGGAUCACCAUCACAGGAAAUGCUGACCUGACAUUCGAGCAGACGGCUUGGGGGGACAGUGGUGUGUACUAUUGCUCCGUGGUGUCGGCCCAGGAUCUCCAGGGGAACAACGAGGCCUAUGCAGAGCUCAUUGUCCUUGGCAGGACCUCUGGGGUGACUGAACUCUUACCUGAUUUUCAGGCGGGGCCCAUGGAAGACUGGCUCUUUGUGGUCGUGGUGUGCCUGGCUGUCUUCCUUGUCUUUCUCCUCCUGGGCAUUUGCUGGUGUCAGUGCUGCCCACAUACCUGCUGCUGUUACGUCAGGUGCCCCUGCUGCCCGGAGAAGUGCUGCUGCCCGGAGGCCCUGUAUGCAGCUGGCAAAGCAGCCACAUCAGGCGUCCCAAGUAUCUACGCCCCAAGCACCUACGCCCACCUCUCCCCGGCCAAGACCCCACCCCCACCGCCAGCCAUGAUUCCCAUGGGCCCUGUCUACAAUGGAUACCCCGGAGGGUACCCUGGAGAUUUCGACAGGAGCUCAGUUGGCCACAGCUCCCAGGUGCCCCUGCUUCGGGAUACAGACAACAGUGUGACCUCUGAAGUCCGAAGUGGCUACAGGAUCCAGGCCAGCCAGCAGGAUGACUCCAUGAGAGUCCUGUACUACAUGGAGAAAGAACUAGCCAACUUUGACCCCUCCAGACCUGGCCCUGCCAAUGGCCGUGUGGAACGUGCUAUGAGUGAAGUCACCUCCCUCCAUGAAGAUGACUGGCGAUCCCGGCCUUCACGGGGUCCUGCCCUCACUCCAAUCAGGGAUGAGGAGUGGGGUCGACAGUCCCCCCGGAGUCCCAGGAGAUGGGAGCAGGAGCCCCCAACAGAGCGGCCAGGGAGUGGCUGGGGAGCCAGGCGACCCCGGGCCCACUCUGUGGAUGCUCUGGAUGAUCUUACCCGCCCGGGUUCUGCUGAAUCUGGAAGGAGGUCUCCCCCAAGUAGUGGGAGGAGAGGACGGGCCUACGCACCCCCACGAAGCCGUAGCCGUGAUGACCUCUACGACCCAGAUGACUCCAGGGACUUUCCACAUUCACGAGAUCCUCACUAUGAUGACUUCAGGUCUAGGGACCGCCCUCAGGUGGACCCCAGAUCCCGCCACUACCGACUCCGGGAGUCUCGGGAUGAAGGCUCCAGGUCUGGGGACCCGCAAUAUGAUGGGCGUCUAGUAGAAGAGGCCUUAAGGAAAAAGGGGCCAGGGGAGAAGAGGAAACAUUACAGGGAUGAAGAGGAAGAAGAGGAGGCCUACUACCCUCCGCCACCUCCCCCGUACUCUGAGACGGAUUCCCAGGCCUCCCGGGAGCGGAGGCUUAAGAAGAACUUGGCCCUGAGUCGGGAAAGUUUAGUCGUCUGACCUCACGUUUUGUAUGUAGCUUUUGUACUUUUUUUUUUUUUUAAUUUGAGGGAAAUUAUGAUGAAGAUCUUCCUCUUGUAAUUCUAAUAAAAUUGAUAAU
Messenger RNA from Sciurus carolinensis (gray squirrel), 2072 nucleotides. It is a transcript of the gene Lsr, whose product is annotated as lipolysis stimulated lipoprotein receptor. Lineage: Eukaryota; Metazoa; Chordata; Mammalia; Rodentia; Sciuridae. The transcript is spliced from 10 exons. Bases 179 to 1972 code for a protein of 597 amino acids. The record is from RefSeq and is a predicted model, not a curated record. Gene Ontology annotation, biological process: establishment of blood-brain barrier; tricellular tight junction assembly. Gene Ontology annotation, cellular component: plasma membrane; tricellular tight junction.